This is a messenger RNA of Pseudo-nitzschia multistriata, 2714 nucleotides long. Lineage: Eukaryota; Bacillariophyta; Bacillariophyceae; Bacillariales; Bacillariaceae. The record is from the annotation of a GenBank genome assembly.
UACGGUACGAGUACUCUCGUAGUAGAGAGUCGUCCUGAAUCGGACGAUGGUCGGAUCAGGGCUCUCGCAACGCGAAGAAUCGUCAUAAUUAUUUUUUCGGAAUCAUAGACCAUCACGCCUCGUCGUUACCAAGGUCAUCUUCUCCAAUCCAUAACAGGAAAGAAUCAAAACGAAAACUCCAUCAUGCCCUCUUGUCCUUCAGGUUUGUGCAAGGAUCCAAUCCAACCCGACGGAAGAGCCAAAUGGUAUCCGCCAGAGAAUCCGAGUAAUUUGCCUGACCUCAAAGUCCACAACAGUCUCACCGACGACCUAGACUUGUUUACUCCUCGGGUUGGUCGAACGGUGACAUGGUACACUUGCGGGCCAACGGUGUACGAUUCCUGCCACAUGGGACACGCCCGAGCUUACCUCACGUUCGAUAUUUUGAGACGCAUCAUGGAAGAUUAUUUCCACUACGAUCUUUUGUAUCAAGUUAACAUCACCGAUGUGGACGAUAAAAUUAUUUUACGAGCGAGGCAAAACAAACUCCUCGAGGACUACACCAAAAAAUCCCUCGAAGCAAAGGACUUGCAAGCGGUAGAAGCUUACGUUGAAACUGCUAUGGCGGGCUUCAGGCAAAAACUGGAGAAAAAGGUGUCAGAAUUGAAGGAACCUCUCCCGGAGGGAACGCCUAGCAAGCAGAUCGAGAAACGAGAAGAGGCCCUAAAAGAAGCCGAGUUCAAGGAAAGCCAGUUUUGCGAAGUCGAGCUCGCGGUCAAGAGCGUCAAGGAGAAGGAAGGCAGGACCAUCGAGGACCUUAUCGCAGCAAGUCGCGAUGCCUUGGCGGCUCAGUUGGACAAAGAACACGGAUCGUCCGUUACGGACCGCAAGAUUUACGAAGACCAUGCCCGCAAAUUCGAAAGAGAAUUCUUUGAGGAUAUGGCGGCGUUGGGUGUGCGAGAGCCAGAUGUUGUCACUCGCGUCACGGAGUACGUUCCCCAAAUCGUCGAUUUCAUCCAAAAAAUCAUUGACAAUGGAUGCGCGUAUGAAUCCAAAGGGAGCGUGUACUUCAAUACAAAUGACUUCAAGAGCGUGGGACACGAAUACCGAAAAUUGAAACCCGGUGUGGAUACAACUGCUGAAGAGAUGGCGGAAGGCGAAGGAGCGUUGGCAAGCGGUGAUACUGAGAAGAAGCACCCGAACGACUUUGCGCUAUGGAAAGCCAGCAAGCCUGGUGAGCCAUCUUGGGAAUCACCAUGGGGACCCGGUCGUCCCGGCUGGCACAUCGAAUGCAGCGUUAUGGCGAGCGAUGUGAUCGGAGAUAAUAUUGACAUUCACGGUGGAGGGUAAGUACCGUACUGUUUAGACCAAGGUAUUCGGGACAGGACGCCCUUUGCAACAAUUGCGUUGCAAAUUUUCAGAGAUAUAACUGACCUUUUUUUUGCUUCUUGUACCAUUUCGAAAGAGCCGAUCUGAUGUUCCCUCAUCACGACAACGAAAUGGCUCAGUCCGAAGCCUUUCACCAAUGCUGCCAGUGGGUGAAUUAUUUUCUCCAUGCAGGUCACUUGCACAUCAAGGGACUCAAGAUGUCGAAAUCGCUCAAGAACUUCAUUACGAUUCGCCAAGCAUUGCAAGAACACACUCCAAGACAGCUCAGAUUGAUGUUUUUGAUGCAGUCUUGGGAUAAGCCGAUGAAUUACAGUGACCAAACUGUUGAUGACGCUAAGGCAAAGGAAAAAUAUUUCAAAAACUUUUUCGGUUCUGUGAAGUCUGUUUUGCGCAAUGACUUUGUGAAAGAAUUCCAAGGUUACACUACUGCCGAUCGCACCCUGAUGACGAUUCUUCACGACACUCAGGCAAAGGUUCACGCAGCGCUCAAAGAUAAUUUCAAUACAUCGGCUGUAAUCCAAUACUUGGUGGAGCUCGUUCAGGAAUGCAACAAAUAUCUCAACCCAGAGACCAAGCCAAAGAAUCUCAUGGUGAAAAAAGUGGCUAUUUACCUGACAAAAAUUCUCCGUGUUCUUGGCGUAGUUCAGGGAAGCGAUAUCAUCGGGUUUGGAGAAAGCGGAACCGAAGGAGGGGCAUCAAAAGAAGAUACCAUUUCCCCAUUUGUUGAUGCAUUUGUCGACUUUCGAGAGCAGGUUCGUGUCACUGCGAAAUCGAAAGGUAGCCCUGGAGACUUUCUCAAACACUGUGAUGAUAUUCGCGACGAGACGUUGGCCAAUCUAGGAAUUCGAAUUGAAGAUUCCGCUGAUAAAUCUAUCUGGAAACUGGACGACCCGAAAGUAAUCCGUAAAGAAAUUGAAGAGAAGCGCCGAAUGGCUUUAGAAGUUGCCCAAAAGAAACUCGUUGCCAAAUUCGACCGUCUGACGACCGAUUUAAAAAAGUCAAAACAGGCCAGCGUACCACCAGCGGAGCUAUUCAAAGUCGGCGAAAACGCCGAAAAAUGGGGGACUUACGAUGAUGAUGGAAAGCCCCUGACAACCAAGGAUGGAAAGGAAUUGUCAAAAUCACAGCAAAAGUCACUCAAGAAGGAGAGCAAUAACCACGAGAAAGCGCACCAGAAGCUGCUUAAAGCAGCUGGCGAGGAUGGAAUCGAGAAAUAUAUUGCCGGCAUUGAGCAGCAAUUGGCAGAGUUGAAAAUUCAGCUGGAAAGUAACUAAAAAUGUUUUACGUAAUUGAACUAGAUGAUUUAUCGUCUUUCCCUUCAAAGAAAUUAAAUUCCUGAUUUAACA